AUGACCGAUCUCAACACCAUCUCAUGCCCAUUCUGUCCUUUUAUGGACUCGGAUGCUGACUUUGUAUCCCAACACAUCGAGUUCUGUCACCCAGAAGGCGGAGAUCCCUUUUCGUCGGAUCUAGAACCCGCGACUCAAACCUCACUUCCAUCUGACGCAAGCACAGACAACUAUAUUGAAUGUCCACAUGGAUGUGGGGAAGUGGUGACAGCCGCUGAGCUGUCCAUUCAUCUUGAUCUGCAUCUUGCGGAGGACAUUGCACUAGACGAUGUUGGGGCCACUCCAGCACGCACUCUCGCACGCUCUCCUACAUUUUCCCAAGACGAUGAAUAUGAUAAUGAUCUCGAUAUGGUGGACUCUUACAAAGGUGGUAAGCGUGGAAUGCAAAGAGAUUCUGCCAGAGCCAAUACUGUCAAACCAUCACGGCCUCAUAGUCCCCCGAGGACAACUAAUGCCGACGGUACAAAGAGAUUAGGGCGCUCUGAACUGGGGCCGCAUGCUCACGAAAAGAAAAUGCCUUCGUGGCUCAAGAAGAUGCUAGAGAAGGGCAGCAGCACCUCAAAGCAAACGCAGAUCACAUCUGACGGCAAACUGUCACGCAAAGAGGUAGCCGAGAAUGAGACAGAUCAUUUGGUUCCUGUUUUGGCUCGUCUCUGUGAGCAGGACCAAUCCGUUCAACGGGCUUUCUUCUGUAGCCCUAAGGUCCGCCAUAUCUGCAAGAUGCGUCGAGAAGGCGGGUUUUGUGGCUAUCGCAACAUUCAAAUGCUUAUCUCUUGGUUAAGAAAGUCUCGUGGCUUUGGUCAUGAGCAUUUCCCGGAUAAAGGGCCAACGAUCCUUGAUCUACAAGAUUUAAUUGAGGCGGCCUGGGAUAUGGGAUUCAAUAGUUCUGGCAGAGCUGAAACGGGAGGCAUCAAAGACACGCGAAAGUUCAUUGGAACGCCUGAGGCUCAAGCACUCUUCAUGAGUCUAGGGAUCCCGUGUUCUGCCAGCAGCUUGAGUGAGAAGAACGAUCUACGGGCCUGUGAUGCACUUUACAUGGAGGUCGCCAACUAUUUCCGAUCAGCCUUGACAGAAGACGAGACUAAAAUCGUCAAAACUGAUCUCCCCCCGAUAUACUUUCAACAUCAGGGUCACUCUAUGACAAUCGUCGGAUUUGAAAUCCGGGAUAAUGGCAGUGCAAAUCUGCUAGUAUUUGAUCCUAUGUUCAAGACUUCUCCUGCAAUGGAACGCUUGACUGGGACUUUUGUCAAACCCUCCGAUCCCACUCGUCUUCUCAAAGCAUAUCGCAGAGGAACGCCCUACCUACAAAAAUAUAAAAUCUUCGAGCUUCUGAAACUCUCUAUCACCCCCAACCCCCCCACCGCAUAG
Messenger RNA from Penicillium soppii, 1368 nucleotides. Its product is annotated as C78 family peptidase. The transcript has 6 exons. The coding region runs from base 1 to 1368 and encodes 455 amino acids. Lineage: Eukaryota; Fungi; Ascomycota; Eurotiomycetes; Eurotiales; Aspergillaceae. The record is from RefSeq and is a predicted model, not a curated record.